Messenger RNA from Phoenix dactylifera (date palm), 2174 nucleotides. RefSeq lists its product as uncharacterized. Lineage: Eukaryota; Viridiplantae; Streptophyta; Magnoliopsida; Arecales; Arecaceae. The record is from RefSeq and is a predicted model, not a curated record. Gene Ontology annotation, molecular function: zinc ion binding.
CUUGAAUUCAUUAUUUCAAGUCCGGAGGAAGCUCGUGCUGCUUUUUUCCGUACUCCGAAGCCACAGAGGACGCUGAGCGCUCUCUCUCUCUCUGGCUCCGAAAUUUUGGAAUUUUUCAUCGUUUAUAUCGAAUCUGGAGAUUUAUGGAGAAGUACGGAGCUCCAUCGCAGGCGGCCGAGGAGGCAGUGCCCGAUCGGCAGGCAUCUGACCAGGACAGAGAAAAUGGAGGAGAAAUUACACCAGCUCAGCAUUGUAGACGGCCCAACCUUUCCUCUUUAGAAAUACCUGCAAGAACAUUGGAAAAUCAGUUUCCUUCAUCAACAAGAAUUAAUAUAUCUCCAAGUCCUAGUUCAACAAGAGUGGGCUUGCCCCCCCGGCCUGCAUCAGCAAGGACAAAAUCAACUAUCAGGAAUCUGCUUCCGCAAAGGAGCUUUAAGAUAAAAGGUUCAACUCCAGACAGUGAUAGAACAAUCCUCCUCGUUCCAGGAACACCAUCUUCAGAAGGACAAGAUAAACCUUCUACAUCAAAACCAUUCUCUCUUGCCAAGGUUUUUUCCUCUGCAUCAGCAAAAAAAACACAUUCUUUACCCGUGACACCAGUUGCAAGUUCAGGUCCAGAUUCAGGCCAAGAAAGACAUGUGGUUGACCUGUCUAAAUUGGAUAACCAAGAAGUUCGGGCACAAAUCAGACGCUCAUUAUCAGUGCCAGGACUCACCAAAAACAGAAGUUUACGGCGGAUGGAUUCAGUUGCUCUUGUCCGUGUGAUUUCAGCAACCCCUCGUCCUGUUGCUGCUGACAAUGCCACACAAAGUGAUGCUAUAGAGACAGUUAAUGCAACUGAAGAUGAAGGUGAAGACAUUCCUGAAGAAGAGGCGGUUUGCAGGAUAUGUUUGGUUGAACUAGCAGAAGGAGGAGAAACUCUUAAAAUGGAAUGUAGCUGCAAAGGGGAACUUGCACUUGCACACCAAGAAUGUGCUGUGAAAUGGUUCAGCAUUAAGGGGAAUAAGACAUGUGAUGUCUGCAAGCAGGAGGUUAAAAACCUACCUGUAACAUUAUUGAGAAUACAGAAUACUCAGACUGCAAAUAGGCGGCCACCGAAUGGGUUUCAGCAAACAGAAGUUGCUCGGUACAGGGUCUGGCAGGAUGUCCCAGUUCUAGUCAUGGUAAGCAUGCUUGCCUAUUUCUGCUUCUUGGAGCAACUUUUGGUUACUGAUAUGGGUCCACGUGCGCUUUCCAUAUCUUUGCCUUUUUCUUGUGUUUUGGGUCUACUCUCUUCCAUGAUAGCUUCCACAAUGGUGAGAAAAAGUUACAUCUGGGCUUAUGCUUCCUUCCAGUUUGCAAUUGUAAUCCUGUUUGCUCAUAUUUUUUAUAAUGUGUUACAGCUCAGGGUUGCUGCUGUCCUCUCAGUCUUGCUUUCCUCAUUCACCGGGUUUGGGAUUGCAAUCAGUACAAAUUCUUUGCUUGGAGAGUAUUUAAGAUGGAGAAGUAGGAGAAAUCGGCAACUGGCACAUCAGCAGCGGCGGCAGCAGCAGCAGCAACAGCAGCAACAACAUGAUGGCAGACAGCAGCAAGAAUCACGAGACAACCCUGUAGCUGAAUUUGGGGAUGAUGCUGGGCAGCAAGAAGCUCAAAGCCAGAUCCAGAACACUAGUUCUUCACAACAUGGAUGAAAUUGUUUCUGGUGCAGCUCACAGUACCAGGCGCAAGGGGUACAUGGAUGCAGUGAUAGGUGAAUGGCCGACCGGCGCACUGGCACCAAAUGCAAAUUUUCAUCAUGGUUGGACUGCAAGAACAGAAAAAGGCAACCAUAAGAUGAGAGUGAAUAAUCUGUUGUUGAUAAUAUCUAUAUAUGCAAUUAAAGAGGAAUAUCUUUUGUUGUAAAAGGGCCAACUUUUUAUUUUGCUUUCCAAUCGGCUUGUGUAGUGCUCAGAAUGCAAGUAUUGUCAUCCUUUUCAAGCUGUCAUCUGCUUCAGUUUCUUUAUAUAAUGUUGUUUUUGAAAUUGCAGUUCAACAAAUUUCCAGUAGGAGUUUUCUAGGAGUGUCAUAAUUUUGGCUUAUGGUUAAGAAAUUUUAUCAACUAGAACUAUAUUGUGAGCUGCUUCCCUCUACAAGGUAUGUCUAGCAUGUGUAAUGAUAAAUAUUAUAUGAGAAUUUUGCAAAAAAUGCUCUCUUUA